Podarcis muralis (Common wall lizard) is the source of this 1907-nucleotide messenger RNA. NCBI's taxonomy places the organism in Eukaryota, Metazoa, Chordata, Lepidosauria, Squamata, Lacertidae. The record is from RefSeq and is a predicted model, not a curated record.
AGAGAGAGAAGCUGGCAAAAGAAAAAAUCGGAAUCUCUCUGCAGCAAAUCUGGUUAUUUGUCUUCAGUAUGCCUCGUCAUCACCGUGCUGUAGAAGUUCCCAAAUACCACCAUUUGGUAGAAAAACGAAAAACCAAGAGCGCUGUCUGGAUGCAUUUUGGAUUGCCUGCCGAUGAGAGCGGCCGUGUUUUGACUGACAAUGGCGCCAUUUGCAAAAUAUGUUUGCAUUCGGUAUCAGCAAAAGGCGGAAACACCUCCAAUCUAAGCAGCCACCUCAAGUUUCACCACCCUCUGAAAUUCAGGGAGUUGUCCACACCCGUGGCAGUACCUUCCUCAUCAAGAGGCGUUUCCGUUUCUUCACGUACUGGUGCUAAUUCGGACGAUCCUCCAGCUGUAACGCCGUCAACAGCUAGGGCUGCUGAGCCGGCAAGAACUGCUAGGGAAAGUUCUAGAGGACAGCAGAAAACAGCAUUGGAUUCCCAGCUGCUCCCUUCUAAGACCUCAAGGACUUGCACUCAGGCAGUCGCGCAGUUUCUGGCUACGUGUAUGCAGCCUUACAACACUGUAGAGCACCCAAAAUUUAUCCAGAUGGUGAACACUCUAAACCCGAGGUAUCGGUUGCCUAGUAGGAAAUACUUCACAACCACGGGAGUUCCAAAACUGUACAGUGACACGGUGGAGAAAAUGAAGAGAGAAAUACAGCGGCAAAGUGAGAGUGAAGUGGCCAUCACUACGGACAGCUGGACGUCAGUGGCAGGCACUCCCUUUGUGGCCGUGACGGUACAUUUCAUUUCCGACGAGUGGAAGUUGACAAGUGCUUGCUUGGCCUGUAAGCAUUUUUUGGAGGACCACAACCCAGAUCACCUUUGUGAAAUGCUCACAGACACCUUCUCGGAGUGGGACAUCGAUGUGAAGAAGAUAUUUUGCAGCACAACGGACAACGGCUCAAAUAUUCUGAAAGCGGUCAGGCAGCUUGGUUUCGAGCACAUUUCCUGCUUUGCCCAGAAUAUAAAUAUCGGGGUUAACCGAGCUUUAAGCCUGACACCGUUGAAAAGGGCAAUUGGGAAACUGAAGGGUCUGCAAAAUAGCAUUUGCUGCAGCUGGAAGAUGAAGAGGGACCUCGCCAGAGCUCAAGAGCUACUUCAGAUGGACCAAGUCAGUUUGCCAAGUGCUUGUCCCACAAGAUGGUGGAGUACGCUUCAGCUGUGCCAAAGGUUUCUCGAAAACCAAGUUCCACUCUGCAAGGUACUCACGGAGCAUCCAUCUAAAGGACUUUUGAUGUUGGAAGGGGGUGACGUCUCAGCUGUGCAGGACUUUGUCCGUGCAACUACUCUACUAGAGGAUAUCACCACAACUCUAAGUGGAAGCAAUUAUGUCACAGCAUCAACCAUUCUGCCUCUUUAUAGGCAAAUUAAGAAAAGCCUCCAGGCUGAUGAGGGAGACAGUGUGCUGCUGAAGGACAUUAAACGUGCAAUUUUAGGGGCACUGUCAGAAAAGUACGAUAGCGCUCCCACGGCAACCACUUUAGGCCUGGCCUCGUUGUGCGACCCGAGGUUUCGCCUGCGUUUCUUAGAGGCGCCAGAGGCCGUCAGGCAGGAGGCCAUCAAGAAGAUGACAGACUUGCAUGGGAGUCUGCAUUCUGCUUCUACGGAGCCAAAUACUUGCCCUGCUCCACCCAAAAAGAAAAAGGGGCUGGCGAAAAUUUUUGACUUGGAGGAAGAAGAGGAGGACCUGGCAGUGGCAGAUGGAAAUGCGCAGGCCUCUGUCAGAUGUCAAAUGGACUUCAUCAUCUCCCAUCAUCCUUGACAACUUGGCCUGACUGGGGCUGACGGGAACUGAAGCUGCAACACAGGUCUGCUGGUAGAGUAUGCAAAAGAUUUCUGCAUUGCAGCGGGGUCUACUGGAUGA